UUGGCCCAAGCGCUUGCCAUUUGUGCCCUCUCCUUGUCCACAGGAAGUAGCAUGAACUCCCUGCAGGGCUUGAGCUCUUGGGGAAGCAAUCUCUUAGGCCAGGCGUCUGAGCAACUGGGCCCUGCUGCUGCAGCGGCAGCAGCCUCCAUCCGCUCGGGCGUGAAGGAAGUGAAGAAAUCGGUGAAGGAGAACCUGGGCAAUGUGACGGCCACUGCGGCCAGCUUCUCAGCAGAAACCCACCAGCUGCAGGGUGUCAAUGGCGCCCCUGCGCGGGAGGUGACUGAGGUGGCCUUCCUGGCGGAAGGUGCUUUCGGUGCGGUCAUGAAGGUCUCCUGCAACAGGACAGGAGAGAAGUUUGCACUGAAGAAAAUUAGCUGCAUGGAGGGUGUUCAGGUGGCCAGCAGUUUUGAAGCUGCUGAGCGAGAAGCCAAGAUUCUGAGCUCCCUGCCGGCGCAUGACAACAUCAUCCGAUGCUUCGGAUAUUCCAUCGGGGCGCCGAAGGGCUCAGGUGACGGAACCGUGAAGGUUCUUCUGGAACUUUGCCACGGACAUUUGCUUGACUUUCAGGACUCUAAAGGUGGCAAGCUGUCGCCGAAGGAGAUGAUGGAGCCAUUUGUGCAGAUUGCUGAUGCAGUGAGGCAUUUGCAUGCACAAAAGCCGCCGAUCCAGCACCGUGACCUCAAGGUGGAGAACAUCUUGAAGGGCAGUGAUGGCCACUGGAAGCUUUGCGAUUUUGGCUCUUGCAGCACCAGCUGCUUCGAAGCCGAGCUGCCACGACCGCAGCUCCAGCGGUUGCAGGAUGAGAUUGACAAGACCGUGACGCUGCUUUACAGGCCGCCAGAGAUGGCCGACGUCCAGCUGAACAGCAGAAAGGGCUACACAAUCACCCAGCAAGUUGACAUUUGGAUGCUGGGUUGCAUCCUCUACACACUUGCCUUCUAUCGACAUCCAUUUCAGGACAAUGCGACACCCAUGGCAAUUUUCAAUGCCAAGUACUUCAUUCCUGCUGACCAUCCAAUGGCAAGGAGUGCGAAAUUGUGCGCCUUAAUCCAUUGGUUGCUGGCACCAGACCCCAAGGACAGGCCACCAGCCCCUCAAGUCCUACAGGCCUGCCGAGAGAUUGGCAAGUCUGAAUAUGAGGACUUUGUCAAGGCCAUGCCAGCUCCUGUGAGGGAGAAAAUCUUGCAGCAGGAGAGAAUCUAUGGUGCCAGGAACUCAAAGGAGCCACCGAAAGAGUGGGACCUGAAGAAUCUUCCGAUGGCCACAGGAGCCAGAUCGCAACCAGAACCAGUCCGCAAGGUUGAGGCCAACGGGACGGCGCCGCAUACCAGCGCAGCACAGUUUGAUGUGAGAUUUGCGCUGGCAGAGGGUGCAGGUGCCUAUCCAGCCCAGCCUGCGAAGCCGAAGGUGGCCGGGUUGCAAGAGGACUUGCUUUCCUUAGAUGGUGGAGGGCCUCCCUCCAAUCGAGGCUUGCACCAUGCAACCUCUGCCCCUGCUGUGGAUCUAUUGGACAUGUCCACCACUCCGUCACGGGCGAAAAGCGCCCCACCGAUGGCGACAGGUGACAAUCUUUUAGCCUUCGCAGAUUUCGGCAGUAUGCCCUCGCAGGAUGUGAACGCAGGAGCGCCAAACGCAGGACUCUUCAACGAUCUUGUCAGGGAUUUUGCCGAUUUUGGCUCUGCGCCAAGUUUCGACGCUUUUGCUCCUCAGCCGCAGGCACACCAGGCUGCCUCAGCACCAAACUCUGGGUCAGCAAACUUGCUCGACCUCAUGUGAAAUGGUGUGAAAUGGGUUUAGUUCGCGACCACGUCUGUGGAAAUCAUGGACACCAUCUACUCGCUAGGCACAAGCCUUUUUGCCCAUGAGCACAUAUUCUUUUGCUUGAUGUACAAGAAGUGCAUCAACAUCACUUGUAUGGGCAAAGAGGCCUGAGAUAGCUUGAAGCUGCCGC
This is a messenger RNA of Durusdinium trenchii, 1951 nucleotides long. NCBI's taxonomy places the organism in Eukaryota, Dinophyceae, Suessiales, Symbiodiniaceae. The record is from the annotation of a GenBank genome assembly.